Molecule: messenger RNA, 1635 nt
Organism: Oncorhynchus keta (chum salmon)
Lineage: Eukaryota; Metazoa; Chordata; Actinopteri; Salmoniformes; Salmonidae
Product: dachshund homolog 2-like
Exons: 8
Coding region: 175-1635 (486 amino acids)
Source: RefSeq, a predicted model, not a curated record
AUUCGCGCACGGACAGGACGGAUAGAUCACAUACUGUCUGUUCUCCAACUAGAAGGAGCGCGUAGGAAACCGAGAGAGAAGAACAAGUGAAAGAAAGAGAGAAUAAAGAGGGAGAGGAAGAGCGAGAGAAGAAUAAGCGCUCGUGGGAGCGAGGGGAAAAAAGUGAAAGUGACCAUGACUACCACCAUGCCAGUCUCUGCAUCCCCUCCUGUCCUCUCACCCGACCCAGGAGAACCUUCCUCUGGGGGAAUAAUCUGCUCCGAUCCGUUUUACACCCCCACAACCACCAGCCCUCAUCAAGACUCCCCAUCCCUGCGGCUCACCACCAUGGGACCUCUCAACCCCUUUCUAUCGGGCUCAGGAGUCCCAUCCUGCGGCUUGGGAUUCAACAACACCCCGGUGCCUGGAGAUCGAGUCAUUUCCACCACCACUGCGACCACAACCAGUGAGUGCAGAAUGGUGGAUGUACACGGAAUAAAAGUUGCCUCUUUCAGCGUCGGAGGACAGGACGAGUUGAUUUGUCUACCCCAAGUGUUCGAUCUCUUCCUCAAACACCUAGUCGGCGGGCUUCAUACCGUUUACACCAAGCUGAAACGCCUGGAUAUAUGUCCGGUUGUGUGUACGGUGGAGCAGGUACGUGUCCUGCGAGGACUUGGCGCUAUUCAACCGGGAGUAAACCGCUGUAAACUCAUCUCCAGGCGAGACUUCGAGGCGCUCUACAACGACUGCACCAAUGCAAGCUCUCGUCCUGGCCGCCCUCCAAAGCUCCCUGGGAUUCGGGACUCCAGGCUCCUCCACCCUGAGGUUCUGCUGUCACCUGGAAUGGUCUCUCACGCAGGUGGGAAUGAGUGUUCCUGGGAUAAGGAGAGGCUUGAGUCGCAACCCUGUGGAGGUGGAGGGGUGGGCAGAACAGGGAUGGGAGUACAACCGAGACUAAAUAACCAGAUGACCUCCCUACAACAGCAACUACUGGCCAACCGUCUCCAGGACCUCCCUUUCAUGAUGAUUCCCCACCCCUUACUUCCUGCCAGGUUGCCCCCGGCGUCGGUUGCCAUGGCGAUGUCACAGAUGAACCACCUCAACACCAUCGCCAACAUGGCAGCUGCCGCGCAUAUACACACACACCGGGGCAUCAAGGAGCGUGUGUGUGACAGUCCGUCCCCCUCUCCAUCUCUAGAAGACACACAUACACCACUCCUCUCACAGCUCUCCUCACAUCUCAGCUCUACAUCGUCACCAGACGCUGUGAACCACGACAGAGACCUUACUGAAAGAGACAUUCAAAAAAUUGCAAGGGAGAAAGAAGACUCCUCAUCGGCUCUUCCCAUGGUGAAGCCGUCAUUUGAUAGGCUGUCCUCAGGCCAGGCUCUGCCCCCUGGCUUCCCUGCUCCGUACCUAUUCGCUGACGGCAUUUCCUCUGUUGAGACUCUACUCACCAACAUACAGGGCCUGUUAAAGGUGGCUGUAGAGAAUGCCAGUGUCCAGGACUCAGAUCCAGGCAGAGAAGAGAGUGCUGAAGAUGGAGCCUCUCUCAGAGUUCAGAGCAGAGAGAAUGCCAGUGUCCAGGAGCUCAAUCAGAGUUAUAGGCAGAGGAAGAGAGUACUGAAGAUGGAGCUGUCAGAGAGAGCAGAGUAA